Messenger RNA from Pseudophryne corroboree (corroboree frog), 3463 nucleotides. Its product is annotated as F-box/LRR-repeat protein 3-like. The transcript has 7 exons. Lineage: Eukaryota; Metazoa; Chordata; Amphibia; Anura; Myobatrachidae. Gene Ontology annotation, molecular function: protein binding. The record is from RefSeq and is a predicted model, not a curated record. The coding region runs from base 581 to 1957 and encodes 458 amino acids.
CCUAGUGAGGGUUUAGUGCAGAGCCUCUGUAUAUAAUAUGGGAAAAGCACAUACUGUAUGAAAAAGCAGACGAUACUGAUCGUGUUACUAGAGGCGGCUUGCUAUGAUCACGCAUGUGGGUCACUUUUAAUGCAGUUAGGUUAGUAUUAAUCAUUGUAACUGCAAUAAUGCAGAGCUUCAGCAAAGGGGGCCUAUUUGUAUUGUUUUGGAGGCAGAAUGCACUCUUAUAAAGCUGCGCACUACUAAACUUGGUGCUAGCACGCUUAAGUGAUUGCUGUGCCUGCUCUGGAGCGUCGCCAGAUCUCCUCCUAUCCACAGGCCUCGCCGACACAGUGACCUACUUUCCACAGAGAGAAGGGAGGGAGGGGAGGCAGACGUGGGAGCAAGUGGCCAAGUCACAAACACGAAGGAUUCUGAUCUCACAGUCUGCAGGGACACCAGGAACAAUAACGCUACCCCGAUAGGUGCUGCUGAGACAAGUCGCAGAGACAUCUUAAAAGACGACUGAGGUCUUUUAUCAAACGCAAGUUCAAACUUUGCUUACAGGAAGUCAAAGUGGACGGAUGCUGGUGAAAGCCCCAUGGCAGCGGCUAACUCAGUCCAUACAUCAAGUACAAGCUAUAACUUGGAAGCGUUUUUUAGAAUGAAACGAGGAAGACUAACUGUUACCAUUGAUAGUCAGGUUGUCGAAGGACCACAGAGGCCAAAGAAACAAAAAAAGGAUAAUCAAUCACCUAAAGUGUACAAAUCUCAAAUGCAGUCCUGCAUGUUGGACUGGGGGAGCCUGCCGCACCAUGUAGUGUUGCAUAUUUUCCAGUACCUCCCGCUUGUGGACAGGGCUCGGGCGUCAUCGGUCUGCCGCCGCUGGAAUGAAGUCUUUCAUAUCCCGGAGCUAUGGAGAAAGUUUGAGUUUGAGCUUAAUCAGCCGGAUACUUCAUACUUGAAGUCUACGCACCCUGACCUGAUUCAGCAAAUCAUUAAAAAACAUGCGAACCAUCUUCAGUAUGUUAGUUUCAAGGUUGAUAGCUGUACAGAGUCAGCAGAGGCCGCGUGUGAUAUCCUAUCUCAGCUUGUGAACUGCUCCAUCAAAACGCUUGGUCUGAUAUCAACGGCAAAGCCCAGUUUCAUGAAUGUUUCUAAGUCUCACUUCGUUUCUGCGCUGACUGUAGUUUUUGUCAACUCAAAGUCGUUGUCUUCAAUAAAGAUCGAUGACACCCCAGUUGAUGACCCUUCGCUAAAGGUCUUGGUGGCAAAUAACAGCGAUACCCUGAAGCUGCUGAAGAUGAGCAGCUGUCCUCAUGUAUCUCCUGCUGGAAUUUUGUGUGUGGCUGACCAGUGUCACGGACUUCGAGAACUAGCGCUGAAUUAUCAUCUCUUGAGCGAUGAGUUACUGUUGGCUCUCUCGACCGAGAAGCACGUCCGCCUUGAACACCUUCGCAUCGAUGUCGUAAGCGAAAAUCCCGGUCAAACGCAUUUUCACACCAUAAAGAAGCAAAGCUGGGAUGCCGUUAUCAAGCACUCCCCCAAGGUCAAUAUCGUUAUGUACUUUUUCCUGUACGAAGAAGAGUUCGAUGCAUUUUUCCGAGAGGAGACUCCAGUCACUCACCUUUACUUUGGUCGCGCUGUGAGCAAGGCGAUGCUGGGCCGUAUAGGCCUCAAUUGCCCACGUUUGGUUGAACUGGUGGUUUGUGCAAACGGACUUCAGCCUUUGGACGAUGAGUUGAUCCGCAUUGCCGAUCGAUGCAAGAACUUGACCGCCAUUGGCCUCGGAGAGUGCGAGGUUUCCUGCAGUGCAUUUGUUGAGUUUGUAAAGAUGUGCGGGAGGAGACUGACCCAGCUGUCCAUUAUGGAGGAAGUGCUCAUUCCGGACAAUAAAUACAACCUGGAGCAAAUUCAUUAUGAAGUUUCAAAACAUCUUGGAAGAAUGUGGUUUCCUGACAUGAUGCCCACGUGGUAGACUAGGAGAAGACUAUGUCCCAGGACGCUUUUUUUUUGCAUUUGCUUACUAUGCAAUGAUCAGACAAUAUGCUGAUGACUAUGGCAUAUAGAAUCCUGCUUACAGACCAAAUAAGGCAUGUUUCAGCACCGACAUUACUGAGCACAUGGACCAGACCUACCCCAGCUUCAACUACAAAGCACUUUUAUUAUUCUGUAAUAUGUUAUUGUAACUAUAUUGUUUGUAAUCACACAAUUUGAUGUUGACUUGCGUGGCGUUGAGAUAGAAAUUAUCAAAACCCACUGAUUAUUUAAAAUGCAGGGACUUAAUAAUGUUUUAGUGUUCAUUGUAGGCCCAAUCCUGAGUGGCACGCAAAGCAGCAACAAGGUCGCAUAUGGGUUUGGAACAGUAUGCUAUCUGCCUGUAGUCUAAGUUGCACAGACCUCUGCGACUGCAUCGCCCCUAGUUCCCAGGCCGCAAGAUCAGCCACCAUCACUAUUCAUAACCAUUUACACCUACCCAUACUGGGCGCAAGAGAUCAGUCAGAAAUAGGUGUCACCAUGGCAUAUGCACGACUCAAAAUAUGGCUCAACUUGGCCAAAACGUCACUAUCGCAAGAUAAUUUUCUACUGUACCACCCAGUUGACACGUAAAAUUGCCCAUUUCCCAGACAAAGAGAAACAGACGAGAUUUGUCCAACUCCAAAUGGAUAUGGGUCGUUGGGUCGAUCCAACUUAGGUCAACAAUCAUUAGGUCGACCACUGAAGGUCAACAUUGCCCUUAGGUCAACAUGUACUAGGUCGACAGGUCAACAUGAGGUUUUUGACUGUUUUUAGUGUCAUUUUCUCCGUAAAGUGACGGGGAACACAAAUUAGUGUACGUGUCCCCUCGCAUGGCUCGCCAUGCUUCGGGAAAGGUGCCGCGCUCCUCUACCGCUUCGCUCGGCACGGAUUACCGUUCCAAUCAUAAGUAUGAAAAAAAUCCAAUUUUUUUUUAAAAAGUGAAAAACUCAUGUCGACCGUUUAACAUAUUGACCUAAUGUAUGUCGACCUUCAGUGGUCGACCUAAUGACCGUAUCCCCUCCAAAUUGCUCGGAUAUACGCAAAGAUGCGCAUGUUUGCUACACCACUUGCGCCCUUUGUGAAAGCUGGCUGGAUUGAGCUGCAUAUGACUCAGACCCUAUAUGCACGGCUUCAAACAUGUUAUGCUGAUAAAGUAAACAUUGGCAUAAGGUUGAUAUAUGUACAGUACCAUGUAGGCAGUUGAUCAGCUCAUGUACAUACCGUGAGACUACUAAUGGAAUAUAUAUUUAGAAAUAUAAAAAAACAAAAACAGCACUAUUCUAUGAAACAUUCAGAAUUCUUAUAUUUCCUUUCAUCAACUUCAUUAAGAGUUGUAUCUGCACAUAGUGGAUGCAGCAGUUACACAAACACAUUCAAUUAGAAAAAUAAGAAUUUACUUACCGAUAAUUCUAUUUCUCGGAGUCCGUAGUGGAUGCUGGGGUUCCUGAAAGGACCAUGGGGAAUA